Molecule: messenger RNA, 6492 nt
Organism: Artibeus jamaicensis (Jamaican fruit-eating bat)
Lineage: Eukaryota; Metazoa; Chordata; Mammalia; Chiroptera; Phyllostomidae
Gene: MCM3AP
Product: minichromosome maintenance complex component 3 associated protein
Exons: 29
Coding region: 409-6360 (1983 amino acids)
Biological process (GO): mRNA export from nucleus
Cellular component (GO): cytoplasm; transcription export complex 2; nucleus
Molecular function (GO): nucleic acid binding
Source: RefSeq, a predicted model, not a curated record
UUUAGGGAAGUGCUGCCUCCGCCGGCUCUGGUCGGUGUCUGUACCGCCAGCUGGGCGCCGAGGUACCCUGCAGCGGUGGCGUCGCUGAGCGGGACGGUGAUCGCGGCGCGGGGCCUGGGCCGAGCGGAGGCUGCCCCUUACCCGCGCCGCUUUCUGAUCCUGCCUUCCGCGCGUCGCUAACGGAGUAGGAAGGUGGGCCGCCGGGCCUAGGGCGCGGCCUGUGCGGCACCCUCUGCUCAGCCUAAGAAUUGGCGUUGUGCUACCAGCCUCCAGCCCUUCCCCGGUCUUGGGAGGCCUCUACGCCUUAUGUGAAGAUGAAGGGGAGCUCCUUGGUUCAACAGACUAUUUAAGGAACAGGACUGCUUUGUACACUGAUUGUUUAUUACCUUCCAGUAACUGGGUCAGAAGAUGAACCCAACUAACCCUUUCAGUGGGCAGCAGCCUAGUGCUUUUUCAACAGCUUCCAGUAGUUCGAUAGGAGCGUUUCAGGCUAAGCAGCCAUUUCGAUUUGGUCAGCCUUCUCUAUUUGGACAAAACAAUACAUUAUCUGGGAAAAGCUCAGGAUUUGCACAGGUAUCUAGUUUUCCAGCGUCUUCUGGAGUAGGUAGUUCUUCAGCGCCAACAUUAGGAUUCUCUCAAACCUCAAAUGUUGGACUCUUCUCUGGACUUGAACAGACUCCAGCCUUUGUAGCUACCUCUGGGCCUUCAAGUUCAUGUGUGCCGGGAAACUCAGGAUUUACUUUUAAAUCACCCAGCCUUGGGACUUUCCCAAGUACUUCUACUUUUCGAUCAGAAACUGGGGAUGUAGCAAGUUCUGGUUUUGGGAAAACAGAAUUCAUCUUUAAACCUCUGGAAAGUUCAGUGUUCAGACCAAUACUGGGAGCUGAAUCUGAGCCAGAGAAAACUCAAAGCCAGAUUACUUCUGGGUUUUUCACAUUUUCCCAACCAGUUAGUAGUGGAUCUGGGGGACUGGCCCCAUUUCCUUUUAAUCAAGUGACAAGUUCAGCUACUAAAUCAAAUUUUACCUUUUCGAAACCGGUUGAUAGUAGUAGUUCAGCAUCACCCUUUACACCUGCUUUGUCAACCCAAAAUGUGGAGGAAGAGAACAGAGGCACUAAGUCACUAUUUGGAAGUAUUAAUAGUAGCUUCACUAGCUUCCCCACAUCUUCUUCAGGAUCUUUGGGGGAACCUUUCCCAGUUAACAAAACAGGUGUCAGACAAGGAUGUGAAGAAGCUGUUUCCCAGGUGGAGCCUCUGCCCAGCCUCAUGAAAGGGCUGAAACGGAAGGAGGAUCAGGACCGCUCCCCGAGGAGACAUGGCCACGAUGUAGUGGAGGACUUGGACCCUCUCUCUAGGGGUGAUCAUCCUCCUGAUAAACGGCCUGUCCGCUUGAAUCGGCCUCGGGCAGGCACUCUGUUUGGUCGGACAAUACAGGAUGUCUUCAAAAGCAAUAAAGAAGUUGGUCGUCUGGGCAACAAGGAAUCUAGAAAGGAAAUUGGUUGUGCUGAGUCUGGGGAAAGUGACCACAUGGCCAUCCCAGGAGGGAGUCAGUCUGUUCUGGCACCUUCCCGGCUUACCGGUGUGAGUAAAGAGGAAGAAACUGAAAAUAGAGAUAAAAAGGAAGAUUUUCUAAGAGGAACUCCUGGGCGGCAGAGUAAAAGAAGUGAGAGCACAGACCGCCUUGGGGGCUUCUCUCCAUCUGAAGUCACAGCGAUCCAGUUGAAGAACAUUCCCGACUAUCUCAACAACAGGACCUUUCUGGAGAACUAUUUUGGCAAAAUUGCUAAAGUGCAGCGCCUCUACACCAGGCGCAACAAAAAGCUUGCUGUGGUGUAUUUCCAUGAUCACGCUUCUGCAGCCCUGGCCAGGAAGAAGGGGAAAAAUUUGCAUGAUGACGUGGCUAUCUUUUGGCACAAGAAGAAAACAAGUCCCAACAAGAAAACUUUUUCCCACAAGGAGAAGAAACCAGGGGAGGGUGAAGCUGGCCAGAGCACAGAGGACACGCCUUUUCAGCACUCCCCUCUUAGCAAGCCCAUGGGGAGGGCUGCGGCCAGCAGUCUCCUGAAUAAAAGCUCUCCGGUGAAGAAGCCGGGGCUUCUGAAGGCCCACCCGUUUGAGGGAGACUCUUUUGACUCAGGCUCUGAGGGCUCUGAGAGUCCCGGGUCGUGUGUGUCCUCCCUCAGUGCGCUCAUAGGCACUGUGGCCGAGACGUCUGAGGAGAAGUACCGCUUGCUGGACCAGCGGGACAGAGUCAUGCGGCAAGCUCGGGUGAAGAGAACCGACCUGGACAAAGCGAGGACUUUUGUUGGGACGUGCCCUGACAUGUGUCCCGAGAAAGAGCGGUACAUGCGGGAGACACGGAGCCAGCUGAGUGUGUUCGAAGUGAUCCCAGGGACUGACCAGGUGGACCACGCAGCAGCGGUCAAGGAGUACAGCCGCUCCUCGGCUGACCAGGAGGAGCCCCUGCCCCACGAGCUGCGGCCCUCGGCAGUCCUCAGCAGGACCAUGGACUACCUGGUGACCCAGAUCAUGGACCAGAAGGAUGGCAGCCUGCGGGACUGGUAUGACUUCCUGUGGAACCGCACGCGGGGCAUACGGAAGGACAUCACCCAGCAGCACCUGUGUGAUCCCGUGACCGUGUCCCUGAUUGAGAAGUGUGCCCGGCUUCACAUCCACUGUGCUCACUUCAUGUGUGAGGAGCCUAUGUCCUCCUUCGAUGCCAAGAUCAACAAUGAGAAUAUGACCAAGUGCCUUCAGAGCCUGAAGGAGAUGUACCAGGACCUGAGGAACAAGGGCGUGUUCUGCGCCAGCGAAGCGGAGUUCCAGGGCUACAACGUGCUGCUCAACCUCAACAAGGGAGACAUCCUGAGAGAAGUACAACAGUUCCAUCCAGCUGUUAGAAACUCCUCUGAGGUGAAAUUUGCUGUUCAGGCUUUUGCUGCAUUAAACAGUAAUAAUUUUGUGAGAUUUUUCAAACUCGUCCGGUCAGCUUCUUACUUGAACGCUUGUCUUCUACAUUGCUACUUCAGUCAGAUCCGCAAGGAUGCUCUCCGGGCACUCAAUAUCGCGUACACCGUGAGCACACAGCGAUCCACCACCUUUCCCCUGGACGGCGUGGUACGCAUGCUGCUCUUCAGAGAUUGCGAAGAGGCCACAGACUUCCUCAACUACCACGGUCUCGCUGUGUCCGAUGGCUGUGUUGAGCUGAACCGGUCUUCGUUCUUGGAACCAGAGGGGCUAUUAAAGGCCAGGAAGUCGGUGUUUAUUACCAGGAAGCUGACGGUUUCAGUAGGGGAAAUCGUGAAUGGAGGGCCGUUGCCCGCCGUCCCUCGUCAUGUCCCUGUGUGCAGCUUCAACUCCCAGAACAAGUACGUCGGGGAUAGCCUGGCCGCAGAGCUGCCUGUGGGCAUUCAGAGACCUGGCUUGGACAUAGCAGGUGCAGGGAGAGGAGAGGAGUGUGGUACUGAGGUGGACACAGCCCUGCCUGCUCUCCUCCCGCAGCCUCUUCCCCUCCCGGUGCCCCUGCCAGCCUCUCUGCCUCACCACCCAGCACCAACCCCGAGUGUGGCAUCCAGCCUCUUCCUACCCCCCGUGCAGCCCCCUGUGCAGCCAGAGCUUCUUCCUGCAAAGCCGGAGCUUGUGUACUUGGACGCGGACCUGGCACAGGUGGUGGAUGAGCUCAUCCAGGAGGUUCUUCAGAGAGACUGUGAGGAGGUCGGUGCUGCCGGGGCGGCCUUCGCAGCCACAGCUCUGGGUGUUUCUAAUGCUGCUGUGGAGGAGUUGUUAACAGCUGAAACCACAGGCAUUUUGAGACACAUUGCAGUUGAAGAAAUGACUAAGGAAAAAGAGCGGAAGGAGGAGGAGAGGCGGCAGGCUGAAGAGGAGAGGUUGAAACAAGAGAGAGAACUGCUGUUAACUCAGAUGAGUCAGGGCCUGGCUGCAGAGCUGACAGAACUGGUGGUGAUGGAGUGUGUGAGGGACGCCUGCGCCCAGGAGCUGAAGAGUGCCGUGGAGACAGACCAGAGGGUCCGUAUGGCCCGCUGCUGUGAGGUCGUCUGCGCCCACUUGGUGGACUUGUUUCUUGGGGAGGAGAUUUUCCAGACUGCAAAGGAGACCCUCCAGGAACUUCAGUGCUACUGCAAGUACCUUCAGAGGUGGAGGGAAGCCGUGGUAGCCCGGAAGAAGCUGAGGCGCCAGAUGCGGGCCUUCCCUGCAGCGCCCUGCUGCGUGGACGUGAAUGAUCGGCUGACGGCGCUCGUGCCCAGUGCAGAGUGUCCCAUUGCUGAGGAGAACCUGGCCAAGGGCCUCCUGGACCUGGGCCACGCAGGGAAAGUGGGCAUCUCCUGUACCAGGCUGCGGUGGCUCAGGAACAAGACUGCACACCAGCUGAAGGUCCAACACUUCUACCAGCAGCUGCUGAGUGAUGCGGUGUGGGCCCCCUUGGACCUGCCUUCCCUCGUGGCCGAGCACCUCCCUGGUGCAAGAGAGCACGUGUUUUGGAAGCUGGUGCUGGUGCUGCCCGACUUCGGAGAAGAGCAGUCCCCAGGGAGUCCUGGCAGAAUUCUAGCAGAUUGGUUAAAAGUCAAGUGCAUGGGUGGCGAUGACUCGCUCGACACAUCCCGUGAUGCUGGUGGGAUUCAGACACUUACGCUGUUUAACUCACCCAGCAGCAAAGGCAAUCAGAGAGUUUUUGUCAACGUGUGUGUAAAGGUAGCCCACGGUGCUCUCAGCGACGGUGCCCUCGAUGCUGCAGAGACACAGAAGGAGCUUCUCGGAGCCAGUGGGCUCAUGCUGCUGCUUGCCCCCAGAUUGAAAGGCGUGGACAUGGCAGAGGAGGACGUGUACUGGCUGUCCGCACUGUUGCAGCUCAAGCAGCUCCUGCAGGCCAAGCCUUUCCAGCCUGCGCUGCCACUGGUGGUCCUCGUGCCCAGCCUGGGAGGGGACACCAUGGAGAAGGAAGUGGAAGAUGGUCUGAUGCUACAGGACCUGGUUUCAGCUAAGCUGAUUUCGGAUUAUACUGUUAUUGAGAUUCCUGAUUCCAUUAAUGAUUUGCAAGGCACAAAUAAGGUUUCACAGGCCGUGCAGUGGCUGGUCUCCCGCUGCCCCUCUGCCCUUGACCUUUCCUGCCAGACCCUCAUUCAGUAUGUGGAAGAUGGGGUUAGCCGUGAGUUUAGCGGCCGGUUUUUCCAUGACAGAAGAGAGAGGCGGCUGGGAGGCCUGGCCUCUCAGGAGCCUGGUGCCAUCAUCGAGCUGUUCAACAGUGUGCUGUACUUCCUGGCUUCUGUGGUGUCCUCAGAGCAGCUCUGUGACCUGUCCUGGCCUGUCACUGAGUUUGCUGAGGCAGGGGGCAGCCAGCUGCUUCCUCACCUUCACUGGAAUGCCCCAGAGCACCUGGCCUGGCUGAAACAGGCUGUGUUGGGCUUUCAGCUUCCGCAGAUGGACCUUCCGCCCCCUGGGGCUCCCUGGCUCCCCGUGUGCUCCAUGGUCAUCCAGUAUACCUCCCAGAUCCCCAGCUCUCGUCAGACGCAGCCUGUCCUCCAGUCCCAGGUGGAGAACCUGCUCCAAAGAACAUACGGCAGGUGGAAGAGCAAGAGCCCCUCCUCUGGCUCGGGGGCCGGGCCUUCGGUUGCUGAGAUCCCCUGGGACGACGUCAUCGCCUUGUGCAUCAACCACAAGCUGAGGGACUGGACACCCCCCAGGCUCCCUGUCACAUCAGAGGCACUGAGUGAAGAUGGUCAGAUAUAUGUAUAUUUUUUUAAAAACCAUCUGAAAAUCUAUGAUGUUCCUUUGUCAUGGGAACAAGCCAGAAUGCAGACACAGAAGGAGCUCCAGCUGCAUCAGGGGUGUUUGGGAACAAAGUCUUCUCAUCCUUCUGCAAACAAGUAUGCCACUCCAUUACUUCAUGUGCGCCGAAAUGGGAAGAGGAAUGCAGAGCGCGGCCGAGAAGGGCAGGUUCCCAGCACAGAGGACCUGAUUCGCGGAGCCUCUGCCCAGGAGCUUCUGGUCCAGUGUCUGUCCAGCAGUCUGCUACUGGAGAAAGAGGAGAGCAAGAGGUUUGAAGAUCAGCUGCAGCAGUGGCUGUCUGAAGACUCAGGGGCAUUUAUGGAUUCCACUUCCUUUCCCCUGUACCUUCCCCAGACGCUGGUGUCUCUGCCUCAGACUAUCGAACCCGUGAUUAAAACAUCCACGACAACGAGUCCACCGAAUGAAAGGGCAGGGGACCAGCACUUGUCAGCGGCAACAGGCACAUCUCUGACUGAACGGCUGAAGCACCUGGAAAGGCUGAUCCGAAGUUCCAGGGAAGAGGAAGUUGCCUCUGAGCUCCAUCUCUCUGCACUGCUGGACAUGGUGGACAUUUGACCUGCGCACUUGAGAGUGGGAGGGUCUCUCCAGAAGAUUUUGUUUUUAUUCAAAAAUAAUCUUAUUCUCGAUGCUUGAUGCACUGUCGGAAAUGUGAUCAUUAAUCAUGCAAAUAAAACAUUGAAUGUCUAA